AUGGCGGACCCCGGCCCCGUCGCGGCGUCGCUAUGGCUGGACGACGCGCUCGAGUCCCCUCUCGAGCUCGACGGAGUCAUCACGCUUGUCGACGCAGCUGUCCACGCCCACCGCCAGCUACACACCGUCGAGUGCUCCCGGCAGAUCGCCUCGGCAGACACACUCGCGGGCGUCGACCUCGACCGGCUCUGCGCGCGGCUGCGGGCGAUCAACGCGGUCGCGCCGCAGCUGCGCGCGUCGCACUCGCAGCUGCCCGUCGCUUCGAUCCUCAACCGCAGAGCCUACGCGCGCGAAGGGCCUCCGCCGCUAGACGCCGAGGACGCACCCGCGUAUUCCGACCAGCGCUCGAGAGGACACGUCUUCAAGCGAGCACCCUCUUUUCUCCUACCCAAUCCUCUGGAGGCAGCGCACGAACCCCGCAAGGCUUCUGCACACCCCGUUGGUCGACCCGCGAUGCAGGCCUCUCCUGCCGCGCGCGCCGGGGUUGCGACCGCGACGGCGCGGCGGGCGGUCGGCGCAGGUCCGGCAUGCGGCGAGUGCGAGGAGGAGGAGGAGGCGGAGGCGGGCCGGGAGGAGGGUGCGCCGCGGGUGGCGCAGGGCCGCGCCGCGCCCACUUCGCCCGUUUCUUCCCCCGUCUCGCUGCACGCCGACCGCCGCUUCGGCACGGCGGCGGGGCCGGCCGACGCGGUCGAGGUGUACCGCGCAAAGGGGGAGUUGGCGGUGGCGGACGAGGAGGUGGGGGGCGUGGUCGCGAGAUACACGCUGCAGGCCGUGCAUGAGACCUGGGAGCUGGAGCGCGGCCGGCCUUGGGGUGAGGAGGAGGUGGCCGAGAGCCGACUCGUCUUCAUCGGCCGCAACCUCGACGAGGCGACCUUGCGCGCAAUGCUGCUGGCGUGUGUGGCGUGCGAGACCGAGAGGCGGUCGUGA
Messenger RNA from Emiliania huxleyi CCMP1516, 927 nucleotides. RefSeq lists its product as hypothetical. NCBI's taxonomy places the organism in Eukaryota, Haptophyta, Isochrysidales, Noelaerhabdaceae. Gene Ontology annotation, cellular component: cytoplasm. The transcript has 5 exons. Bases 1 to 927 code for a protein of 308 amino acids. The record is from RefSeq and is a predicted model, not a curated record.